UCUGGUCCCGAGGCGCUGGGCGGGGGCGGGGCCGCAGGUGCCUCCCCCGCGGCCGCUCGCCUCUCGCCGCCCUCUCACACCCACACCCGCUCGCGCCAGGGUGCGGAGCGGCUCCGGGCGCGCGGGGCCAGCGGAGGACGGAGCCCAGGCCGGGGCUGCGCGGGAGACCCGCGAACCAGCGGUUGGAACCGGAGUCGGAGAGGGUGGGGUGGCCACUUCUCAUCUUUCUUUCACGCUUUUUUUCCUUUCUCUUAAAGAAGGAAAAAAAAAAAAACCCAAACCCUCCCCCGUUCCCAGAGCGACUUGGACGAGCAGGGAGUGACUGGAAGGACUGACGCAGAGGUUUUAUUUCUGAGCCUUGGAGAAGUUCUGGGCAAGUCGCCGGCCGGGACGCGCGACGCCCCGGGGCAGCGCUAGCCCCCUGCGCCGGCUCAGCCCGGCCGUGCCCACGGGCAGUUGAGCGCACAGGAGCCAGGCGCCCCACGACUGUGUUUGGCCAGUAAUGGUGCUGCUGGUGGGCUGCACCCAGGUGUCUUGGCUCGGCGAGCGUUCCCACCAGGUCUGACUGCCACCGUGGCUCCGAGACCCGAAGCUGUCGCCAGGAUGAUGGAGGAUGACACGGAACUGAGGACGGAUGGCAACUCCCUUUUGAAGGCCGUGUGGCUGGGGAGGCUCCGGCUCACCAGACUCCUCCUGGAAGGGGGCGCUUACAUCAACGAGAGCAACGACAAAGGGGAGACGGCGCUCAUGGUGGCGUGCAUCACCCAGCACGUGGACCAGCAAAGCAUCAGCAAGCCCAAGAUGGUGAAGUACCUGCUGGACAACAGGGCAGACCCCAACAUCCAGGACAAGUCCGGCAAGACGGCGCUCAUCCAUGCCUGCAUCAGAAGAGCGGGCGGGGACGUGGUCUCCCUACUGCUGGAGAGUGGAGCCGACCCCAGCCUGGAGGACCGGACUGGGGCUUCGGCUCUGGUCUACGCCAUAAAUGCGGAUGACAAAGACGCACUGAAGCCCCUCCUUGCUGCCUGCAAAGCCAAAGGCAAGGAGGUGAUUAUCAUAACAACCGAUAAGUCCUCCUCGGGCACCAAAACCACCAAGCAGUACCUCAACGUCCCUCCCUCCCCCAAAGUGGAAGGCAGGCAGUCGCCACCCCUGUGUGCGUCCCCCUCGGAUGUCCAAGUGACAGCUCCAAGCCUGGGCUCUCCGCCCAGGGAGAAGGAAGAUGACUUCUUCAGCCUCCAGACAGGGCACUCAAGUGGCUACAGCGCCUCCAAGGCCCUCCACGAGCCUGGGUCGCCCACCAGGAGGGUGGGCGGUCUCAAGAGGGCCCGUUUGCCACAGCUGAAGAGGUUGCAGUCUGAGCCGUGGGGCCUGGUGGCGCCAUCCGUGCUGGCAGCGUCCACUCGGCAGGACGAGGCCCGCGGCGCCGGCACGGACAGUGAGGUCCUCAAGGGCAUCGGCGACGCGUCCCUUGCUAAACGGGGGCCCUUGUCCAGGACCAGCAGCACGGACGGCAAGGACCCCACGCUCUUCCCCACGGUCACGGAGCAGGUGCUGAAGAUCCCGGGCUCUUCGGCACCGGCGACCUGGAAAGCGACCUAUGAGAAGGGUCAGGCCCCCCACCCGCGUCUGGCCAGGAGGGGAACCCUCCCCGCUGACCAAGAGAAGGGGGGUGCCGGCCCAGCCGGGCCCUCAGCUCUCAAAGAGCCAGCCUCCCUCAAGUGGCUGGAAAGUGACCUCUACAGCCUGGAUUUUCAAUCAGGGGCAGAGUCGCCCAGCUCCGUCUCCCUUGAGCCAGGCAAAGGACCCUUAGACAGGAGGAAGGUCAACAGCUCCCACUUGACCCUGUUCCACGGCUCCCGGGAGUCCCUGGACGCCGUCCCCAGCACAUCUCCCAGCUCUGCGCGGCGCCGGCCCCCGCACCUGCUGGAAAGACGAGGCUCUGGGACCCUGUUGCUGGACCGCAUCGCUCACACCAGGCCCGGCUUUCUACCCCCUCUGAACGUGAACCUGAACCCUCCCAUCCCAGACAUUAGAUCUGGCGGCAAAGCUGCUUCCCCACUUGCCAGUGGGUUGAAGUCCAUGGUCCCUGUUGCUCCAAGUUCGCCCAAGAGAGUCGACUUGAGAAGUACAAAGAAGUUGCUUAGGAGGCACUCGAUGCAGAUCGAGCAGAUGAAGCAGCUCUCGGGCUUCGAAGAGAUCACGACCUAGAAGCGGGGAGAAGGGCUGCUCUUUCCUCUGCGUCCGUAGCUUAGGAGAGGGACGGCCACUCAGGCGGACACGGCCGCACCCCUCUGCAUCCCCACCCCUCCUCAAUGUCCCGGAGUGGCCCCGUCAGAAACCACGGAAACGGGUGCAGGUUCACUUCUGAAACAGACCCAGGGGUCAUCCCAGAAUCCCCCCUUCUAGAAUAAUCCCUGGGUUUCUAGAGGCCUAAUUGUGAAGAGCUCAAGGUCAUCAGGUUUUGCAGAUAAAAAUCACACACACACACACACAUGCACACACACACAUGCACCCACAUGCAAACACACAUGCACACAACACACACGCACAUGCACACAAUACACACACGCACAUGCACACACAUACAUGCACACAAUACACACACGCACAUGCACACACAUACAUGCACACGCGCAUAUAUGCACAAACACGCACAUGCACACACAUAUAUGCACACACAUGCAAACACACAUGCACACAACACACACGCGCACAUGCACACACAUACAUGCAUACACGCACAUGCACACACAUGCACAUGCACACACACACACAUGGGUUCUCCAAAGAAAGGAAAUCGUUAGAGUUCAAACAUAGCAAGUCCACCGAGGGACGCUGUGCACACCAGGUGAUUUCUAUCACACACCCAGAAAAUGAUUUUGCAAAUUGCAAGGUGGUGUUGGGGGCGUGUCAUUUCCUACAACGCUAUAAAGUGCCUACAAAGACGGUGAGGCUUCCACGUGAGCUAGAACGUGGGAAAUCUCUCAAAACCAAUCCCUGGGUUGCCAUGUCUGGGUGCUGGGUCCUAUUUGAUGGGGUGCAAAGAGAAAUCCCCAUCCAACUGGCCCUGCCGUGUGGGUCCUGCCUCCUUCUGUGGCCUGGGCACUGGCCAGCCUGCCUGGGAGAGAUUGCUCAGAGCUGCCUUCAGGGAAUCCGCUCACAUACCAGCCUGAACCUGCUCCGAGUCCCUAGGGGCCACAGAGCCAUCAGACCCCCAGGAGCUGGUGGGCGACAGCAGCGGGUGCCUUAGCAUGAAAUUUCCUGCAGAGACGAGACCUCCCCAGGCCCCAGCCCCGACACAGGCUCCCGGUUGGAAUCUUGUGAGUCCAGGUGAGCUAACCUGGAGCUGAGUACGAUGCAGUUUGUAGAACAGACCCGUAGGAAGUGUUUCCAGAUCUUCUUCUUCUUCUUUUUUU
This is a messenger RNA of Oryctolagus cuniculus (rabbit), 3419 nucleotides long. It is a transcript of the gene ANKRD34C, whose product is annotated as ankyrin repeat domain 34C. Gene Ontology annotation, molecular function: protein binding. The record is from RefSeq and is a predicted model, not a curated record. NCBI's taxonomy places the organism in Eukaryota, Metazoa, Chordata, Mammalia, Lagomorpha, Leporidae.